CGAUGGUCUGCAGGAUAAAAGGCAGAGAGACGAAUGCGAGUAACACACAAGAAGCAAAAAUAUGAGUUAGUUUACGGCUAAAAGGAUGUUGACUUCUAAAACUUCGCACGUCUCCGCGCAUUUCCGCAUGAAGUGUUGGGCACUCCUCGCCCAGCUAGCGUCACCGCUGACAGUUGCGGCGUAUGAGUACACGAACGCCACGGAUCUGGGCGAAGGCAUUCGCGAGUUCACGGUGAAGCACGACGGGGUGGAUGUGAAAGUCCAGGAAUUCGCCCAAGAACCGCCCUCGUUCCUCGACGCCGCCCAGCACAGCCACGACCAGCAUGUUUGCAAGGUUCUAGGAGGACAGUGGGUCGGUGAGAAAGAACAGCACAAGAAGGAACUGGCAAAUAUGAUAAUGAAACGCCGCGCCGAGAGACACAGCAGCCCCACGGGCACAUCGACGAAGAAACGCUCCCUCAUCGAGCAAGCGGAGGCCACGUUCGAUCAAUUGUUGAACCGCGGAAUCCACACAGUGGCUUCUUUGGUGGAGGUAUUUGCGGUCCGGGCAAGAAAACAAUCGUCGAAAGUCAUUGCUGUCCUUACUCCGCGCAGCACGGAGGCAAAAACUGGAUUUGUCAGAAAGUGGAAUGAUUUUCAGAAGGGUGCGGCGGUGCGAUUGGAACACGAUGUGGCGCUCGGCGCGAGGCACUUACUGCACACCACAACGCACCUGGUGCACAACGGAUUGGAUGACAUGCUCUCCCACCUAAGUAAGGGAAUCGACGACCACGUUGCCACUACGCUGUUUAAACAUGUGCCUGACACUUUCGAGAAACUUAGAACGCACGCCGCAUUGAAGUUCCAUGGCUGGGUCGCAUCCGCGCAUCAUUUUGCAGCCAGCACGCUGCACAACCCACUGCAAAAAGCUUGCACCUUUUCUGACUUACUUCUCGCCGCGGGCAUUUCUAGCAUUACGCAUCUGUUCGUCGAAAUGACCGCUCUGGUGGUGCACCUAGUUGGAGAAUUGUUUUUGGAAGCAGAUGAAGGUGGAGUGAAAGCGCGACUUGCAAAAAUCCGGGAAGAUCUUUCCCAACAUAUCACAGAGCACACACACCUCUUUGGCCGUUCUGACGCGUCGCACAAGCUGGGUUCGUAUUUGCAGGAGCGCGAUGCUCUCCCGUUGCCCCCCCCGGGCUACUACGACAACCACGGCGACGGGCUCCCAUCUUCACCGCGGCAGGCCCUCCCCGAACCCGAGAGCUCGAGCGACUUGGGACCUUCCUCGGCGAUGCCGUUCAACGUCAGCCGAACAGUCGGCGCAGCCGCUUCUACCUCCCUCAUGGAGCUGACGCGGGCACCCUCGGAGUUCGAGAAGUUCCAGAACGUCUUCAAGAGUGCCGUGGGACUGGCAGCAGAAACGACGAUGCUGGCAGCAGAAACGACGAUGAAGGCCGCGAUGAACCUGGCGGAAGAAGCAAAAGGUAGCGUCAAGAGCGCGGUGGCGUUCGUCAACGACCAGGUUCAAAGUUUAUCAAUUUAAGUACACGAUCAAGCAGGAGGGUUGCACACUCCAACGUCGGGCUGACUGCCCGAUGGCGACCAGCUUCCGCUGGAUCUCUGUCCUCCAUCUAGGGUCUCCAUAGCGCGGCCGCGAUUUCGGAGACGUCUGGGCGAUCGCGUGCGCGACCGCCUGUUCGCUGGUUGCUGACAGAUGCUGGGAGGCUCUGGAAAAAUUGCGCCCGUGAAAAAUGGAACCGCAAAAAAGAAAAAGCGCACCAGGCCCAUGAAGCCAGUUCCAUCCCAUUGGCCUGAUUUUUUUGCGCGCCUGCUACGGUGCGCAGACCGGCUCCACACCUUCGGGGCUGGCUUCCGCAGGUGGCUUUUUUUAAAUCGAGAAAAACUGUGCCGGAUUACUGUUGGCCGCCAGUCCGUGCGGCGUUACGUUAUCCACGGGGGGGGGGGGGGGGGUGGGCGCGCACAGAACAAAAUCGGGGCUGGCCCGCGGCGGGCAGAGGCGGGGGCAAGAAAGCGGUCGCGACCUCACUACCUCCACCGCCGCGGCUAUAUUUGGCAUGUCAGGCGGCGUUGUCUUGGAAGAAUGCAGGCAGACUUGUGUGUCAUCCCAACUUAUAUAGAGGCGCGGUAAAUAGCUGAAAGCGUGCGUGCUGAGAGUGCGCACCUGUGCCACGUACUGAUAGUUGAGAGCGCUCGCCUCCAGGCGCCUUCCGAUGGAGUUAAGACGUUUCUCCUGAUCGCAACUUUUUGAUUGCGGCUUAUUUACACCCUGCGACCUGACUGCCGCACUUCCGACGUUCCGGCUGCCUCGAGCGCUACGGCGCGUCGAGGAUGGCCGUCGACAGCGACGUCACGAUGCAGGAGAGCGCAACUGCAACGGCGUCGUCCUCCACCACGUUCCCGGCGCUCGGUGGCGCGGACGAAAACAACAGCUACACCGGCAGGAAACAAGUCUACAGCGCUACGCUCGACAGCAGCGAUGUGGAGCCCGCUGGCCUGGACUGUCUCCUCCCAGGCGGAUAUGUAUUGGGGCAGAUCUUGAAUCUCGGGCGGGACCCCAAGACGAAAGCAGUGACCAACGGGUUUUUCUGGGUGCAGCCCCUCCGCGCGACGAGAGUCGGGGAGUGGAGAUCGGAGCGGACCGAACGGGGCUGGUUCAAGGGAAUCUACUCGACAAUCGGCAGCGUUAAAUACGGGCAGCGACAGAGCGAACUGCAGCCGGGCGCUCAUGUGAAGUUUGUUAUCGACACGUACAAGCGGAGGAACCCGCUCACCGGGGAGCAGCACUGGUCCUGGAUUGCGCGCGACGUUCAACUCGUAACGGAAACUGGUCAGCCGCUCACCUUUGCAGAACCGACGCCCGCACCGUGGCGCAACGCUCAGGCCAUGCAGGAGGGCGGUACAUUUCCCGCUUUAGGCGCCAACCCCGGCCGCGACAGCAUGUUUACGCGCGACGAGGUCCGGGUGCUCAUCGACGAAGCACUGGCGGCCCGCGAUGAGGAAUUCGAACAGAUGAAGGCCAAGGUCGAGGACCAGGGGGCGAAGAUCGACGCGGCGACCUCCGGCAUCGAAGCGGCGCGGGACCACUUCUCGACCUUACAGGGACAAUGUCUGUGAUACGGAGUUCGCCACGCUGCGCGAGGACAUGCUCACCUCGCGCGAGGAAAUGCAGAGGCGGGUCGGGGCAUGCUAGAACCACAUCGAGGGGUUCAAGGUUCAGGUCGGCGCCCAGCUGCAGACCAUGAUGAACACGAUACAGGCAGGGAUGAGUCAGGUAAUUGAUAUUUGUAGCACUCUCCACAGUCUAAGAAAUCCAUCGCUCACGCCGGCGACACCUCUGCCAACGCAUGCGGAGGGCGUCACCGAACAGAAGAGCAAGACCGACGAUGGGGCUAGCUGCGACAUCGCGCGCGAUCGCGCAUUUAUUCGAGUUGCGGGGCGCAAAGCCUACAAGACUUCCUUUCCAGCGACAGCAUGCAAGCCGGCAGGAAGUGGAAAUAUGACGCACGAUCAUGGCGCAAAGUUCUUCCCCAUUUACGCAAAUCACGAUAAUGAAUCUUCGAAAAAUACAGAUAUCGUUAUACGGGAAGAAGGGCGCUGCAGCGACACUGGGGGCGAAGGGCGCGGUGGGCGGACCGACGGGAACCCAGGCCUCGGUGGCAACGGCAGCACCGCCACAGGUCGCGGCACCGCCGCAGGAACCCAGAACAGGAAGCAACCCGCUGGUGGAGCAGGAUGGCGGACAGCCGGCGUCGAAGCGACAGCGGGAAGAAGCGCUGGAGAAGCCCGUGGAGGACACGCGUGCGAAGCGGAGUGUGCCAGUGCUGGGCUCGGGAGCAGCAGCGGCUGCAGCAGCAAUGAAUGGCAGUGGGGCUGGUGCGCCCUCCCGAUAACCGGAGCGGUUCGCUGCAUCGAUUUCAUCAACUUGACCAUCUACCUCUGCCUCAUUACCGCGAGUUGGAUCGUCUCCCCCAGGUUCUUCUCCUUACUGAUCCAGCUGAUCAUCAUGCCUGUUUCGUACGAAGUAACGCGACAUCUUUUUCCUCUUCGACAUGUCAUUACCAAAGUGCUCUACGACGUCAUGACUUUUGGAUGUGAAGCGAUCCAGCAACAAGGACGAUGCUAUGCGUCCACACCUACGUUUACUCGCUCCACUGCCGUAUUUUUUCAGCAUGGUGCACUGCAUCCGGCCAGGACCUUUUGCUCUCGCACCUUGAAGGACCCGGUAUUUUUUCAGCGCAGCACGGAGACAAAGAGCUCCGGCACCUGCGAACUCGGGUUGAGGAUUUUUCUGUUGUACAUCGGGAUCGCAUGCUGCAGUGUUGCGGCGAUCGACUUGAAGACAAAGAUUAUUGACCUUGUUUGGAUUGGAUCUACACUACUGCUCUACCUUGACAGUCUGAUAGCGAACGUCUGGGAGAAUGUCUGUGCCGUGUUUCGCUCCUGUUUCAGAAGAACAAAAAGAAAGUGUCCGCGGAAGAGCAGGGCAGCACCCACGGCCCGCCUUGAUAGAAGUUCCUGUGUUCGACAUGCUGCGAAGGUCGUAUUUGGUCUUGCGAGCGAGGGAAUAGCGAUGCAGACGGGAGACAGCAGCGAUGGGCUUCGGGUUUCGAAGUACAGUCUGCGACUCACGAGCGGGCGGGCCGCUCGUCCUGCUGACUACGCAGCCGAGAUCUGCCCCUCGUACUCUGAAGCUGUUCUUGCAAGUCGCCAGGCGCGACAGGCCAGGAAAGCAGCAGCACCGGCAACAGACGACGCGGCACCUGCGCAGCAGGACAGUACCAAGAAGAAGAAGACCGACGACAAAAAGCCCUGUGACUACUCCCGUUUUGCGCGUCGGCCCUGUUCCGACUACAACGUCUUCAAUGCCGGGGCUGCAGGCGACUGCGACUCGGUUGAAAUCACGACGCAGAACGUUCGGGAGGCGGUGAUCGGGGUUGACGCUCGGGACCGUAUUCUGCAGAACGCCCCGGAGCGCUUUGGUGUCAUCGCUUUAUCAGAAACCCGGUGGGGGAAGUCGGGCUGCGGGCUACAAGGAGUCAAACGGUUAAACGGCGAGACCAUACAGGGGGUCGCAGCUGCAGCAGAUGCAGACUCGGACUCCGAGGCCAGCUCUUCCGCCUGCAUCGCCGAGACGAAGGACUACGUGACACGGGGGCGGGGAUAUAUCGCCUGCCUUGGGCCGGGCGCAGGCAUUGCGGUGCGCAGCGGACCGGUCUUCGACGAGCUCACCAGGCUGACUGACGAAGACCUAGCAGAACGAUUCGAGGUGCGGGAGCGAACCUGCGCGGGGUUUUUCCGCAGCUUCACCUUGUUCAGCGCCUACGCACCCGCCAAUGCCGACCCUGCCGACGUUGCUGCCUACCUGCGGGACCUCGGCAAAUACGUGCGUCGCACGCUGCGACGGAAGGGGCGCCGCGACCUUCCGUUCUUCAUCGCGGGAGAUUUGAGCUGCCAUGUCGGGGCCGAGGUUGCCGGGUUUGCGGUCGGGGAGCACGCUUGUACGACAAAGCCUACAAGCCCCAAGGGGCACGCACUGCUGCGGUUCUUGUCCAAGAACAACCUCCGGCUCGUUGAUUCGUUUUUCGAGAUUGGCGACAAUGGCGACGACCGCUAUACCUUUUUUCGGGGGGAGCAGCGAUCGGAAGUUGGCGGCUUCAUUACGGCCGGCCGCUUCCUGGGACGGGUCCAGAAGGUCGAGCGGUGCGAAGUUCUGCGUGACAAGACUACGCUGCGGGAAGAUGGCACAACAGCGCUGGACCAUUACGGGAAGACCAUCACGCUUGCGGUUCCUCGGGCUGGUGUAGAUGACGGGGUGACGGGGCAAACACGGAAAGGGCAGAAGUGGGUCGGGGUCGUCCCCAUCACGCCGGAGCUACAGGCAUUCUUUUCCAGUCAGGUGCUGUCAGUCCACCCUGCGUUCCCAGGCCGCGGCCAACCCCUCCCUCAUCCCCGGUGGCGACGGCGCACUUGAUGAUCCAGGCGGAGAUGCGCCCUCGGGGUUGCAAAAGUUUUUGGCGGCGAUGUCGGAAUCCGAGGCAGUUCUGAUGGAAACCGGGCAGGAGCGGGCUCUUCGCAUUAAGGCCGACAAGAAAGAGCAGAAGCGCAUUCGCGAAGAGUGUGCCCCUGCUGCUGCAGCUGCUCCAGCGGGCUGCCCAUCGAAGCUUCGGGCGCUUUGGGCGCACAUCGGAGGGUGCAGGAAACAGCGGGGGCCAUCAACUGCGCCGGGCGGCUGGGCGGAGUUCUACCUCACGCAGGUCAUCGCGAAGGCCCACCCGCAUUGCAGUUUCGACGCCACGGAGUACGUGGACCCGCUUCCGCAGAGCUGCGUGCGCGACCUUGAUCGGCCGAUCGACUUAGCUGAAUGGCGGAAGGCGCUGAAGGAGGUGCGGCCCGGGAACGACUUCCAAUGCUGGCCGAAGCAGGUCUUCGAUGCGCUUGACGAUGCUUGCGCGCAGAUAUUUUUGGACGAGCUGAGCUGCGAACUUGCGGCUGGGCGGGGCCUGCAGCGCAUUGGCCGCAUGUACCGGCGGACCAAGAUCACCUGGCAACACAAAACGGGCGACCGCACAAAACUCGCGACUUAUCGUGGCAUAUCGGCGGUGCCGACUUUGGCAAAAGUGCUCGCGCACUGCCUCACGAAGCGGCUGCAGGCCGUCAUCGUCGAACACGGCCUGAUAGACCCGGAAAGCUUCGGGGGGGCUUGUUCCCGGGAGAAACGCAAGCGACGCCCUCGUACUAUUCCGGCGCAUGACUGAAGAUGCUCGCGACUUCCAGAAUCAUGAACAGUACGCGGUCCCGUGGGGGCUGUUUCUUGAUCUAAGAAAAGCAUUUCCAUCAUUGAGCUGGAAAUGUGUUACGUCGGUCAGCGAUCGGCUUGGGAUCUCCCGCGCACGCACCUGGGCAGGGUUGUCGGCCUGCCACCGCGACGCCUGGUGCCAGGAAGCGCGGGAGCAGGAAGAUUUUAUUCUUCCGAUCGGACUCCAAGAGGGUUGUCCUUCAAGUCCCUGCAUGUUUACAGUAACGUAUGCAGUGGUCUCCGAAUCGACGCGGCGCGCGCGGGCAGUAUUUCCGCCGGAGCAGAAGAACCUCGACAGCGCGGGCCUUUUGUUGCGCUACCCCACCGACGGCACCUGCGCGGCAACAGAAAAGGAAAAGCUGGAGAACUUGCUGAGGGCGUCGCAGGCGAGCAAGCGGGGCGAGAGACGGGUCGGCAGCGUCUGCGGUACGACGAGCACCGGCCGCCGGUCAACAACAGGCGCGCCGCGGGCCAGCCGACACGAAGCGCCCAGCGACUUCGGGCGAAACAGGUCGAGCUCAGUACUGACACAACGGCGCGACAGGAGGAGAAGAUUAUUGCGGACUCGGGCGGGAUAUACGGGCCUGCCCCUGGCGAGGGCGGGGCGUUGCGAUGCAGAACCUGCGACGUGAAUCUUGGUGGGAGCCUCCGAGCACUGCGGGCGCACUUGAACUUGCACAAAGCGGAUGAGUUCGUGCGUCUCGUGUCGGAGCCAGGAGAUUACUGCGGUCCGGUCGAAGAGUUUUUGCAUGGCAAGUCCGGGAAUUGUAUUCACGGCCCUCAGUAGUGCCGACAAAUAAUUAAAAGAUGAGACAGCCCCAGGCGGCCGAUGUCAGUUGGUUGCGCUGCUUUGCAUGUGGAUCCUUUCUUGGAUGUUUUUGGUGGAUGCGUGCUGCGGAGUGAUGCGUGAGAGAAAGAUGGAUGUGGGCCGAGAGUGUGAAGACCCUAAAGCUCUUAGGUGUAGCCGCGCGCGCGCGCGGAUGUUGUGGGAUGUUUUCAAGAAAACCCCGCCCACCGCUCCCGGUUGGUUCCUGUUCCCGCGACGGAUCUUUGGCUGGCUGACUGCGUGCUGCAGUCUCAUGUUCCGGCUGCGUGCCCCUGUUGGCACGUAGUUGAUGGCUUCCUCUUCCUCACCGAUGGCAGGCUGCUCGUGAUGCACAGCGAGACUUUCUCCAGCUGCGUGUCCUUGUUGACACGUAGCUGAUGGCCUCUCUCACCGAUGACAAGCUGCAGAUGAUGGACAACUUGGUGCUGUUGCUGACCACCGGCACAUGCGUGCUCUCUACGGACGAAACAGGGGAGCACUGGCGAUACGGCCUCCAAGCGGCGCUCCCGGAGUCCGGUCGUGCUGAUGUGAAUGCACGAUGCAAAACUGACUGCAUCGGCCUGGGGCUUUGGUUUGGUAGGGGCGUCGUCGAAGAUUAUAAUUAUUUUAUACCACCGAAAUACACGAACAAGAUGAAGCACGUUCUUCCACCGGAACGCUUCCUGCCUGACAACGAGGCGAGCAAGUUCAAGGCGACGCGGAUACGAUGCCCGGUAUGCGCCAGCCACGAGGUCCCGUGGCCACGGAAAUACCAGCGAAAAAUCGGGGCGAAGACGAGGAUGCUGAACCACGAAAAGCAGUGCAAGAAGAAAAGGGCGCUGCAACUCGACAAUGAAGCAGAUCGAGAUGUUGCUGACGCUACUAGCUCCUCUGGAAGCGAGAUGGACGACGAUGAACUGGUCGACGGAAUUGAGGAUGAAGAAUGAUCGCGAAAAGAGCACGAGAAAAAAGUCUUGAUCAUAGAUGGACUCGAAAGUCGUAGCAAGUCGUGCUGUGCCCUGACUGUGACUUGCUCUCAAAGUUGAACUUGAACCAGGUCCCAACCCAUUGCACGCUCCCCCCCCAGUGCAGUUAGAUGAUGAUGAUGAUAGGCGAGCGUGGCGCUUGACCUUCGUUCCUAAGAUUGGAACUCACAAUAAAUAUAUACGAAAUAAGUUCCUGAAAUAAAUUGGAACCUCACAGGUGAGCAAGUCAAAGGACGCACUGCGGGACGUGGCGAUGAUCAUCGCGCUCGCCCGUUUCGCGGAUCCGCUCCAGGAGUUUCUGACCGGCGCGCUAGCGAGCGCCCUCGCGGUGUGUGUAGUAGCUGCGCACCAGGGGGGCGCAGUUGUUGCCAAGACAGUGGAUACGAUGUUCAAUUUGUUUGAACAAAAAGUCGCUAUUCCCUUGCAGAAGAAGAUUCAUUUGCAGGAUCAACACUGGGAAGCGUGGCGCGAGUUCCGGAAAGCGAUUUCUAAUGACAUACACGAGAUUUAUCACACGUUCGUGGAAACCCCGCUGGGGUUGUACGUCGCCACCUUGGCGCGCGGGGCUGUUUGCGCUUAUGCUGAAGCGCUGGCGCUCUUGUUUCCGGGUCCGAAAAACAACGAGGAAACGAAUCAUGUGGCUUCGCAGCUGUACAAAGAUAUGCUGGACACGAUUUUUCCCCCGGCCCCGGGUGAGGAGGAAGGAGCGGGAGUCACGCAGCAAGACUUGAAGCACUGGGGGUUACCCAGUCCGAAAGACUCAAACUUCUGCGACGUGCCGAAAACUCAGGACGUUGUGCAGACGACUAAAAAGAAGGGGAAGUAACCAGGAACUCCUUUUGCGUGAAGAAAUGACGAGAGGAUAGAAGAGCCUCUCAGGUGGCGAGAACUGCCUGAGUUCUCAUCCGACUGGGAGCGGAAUGAACUUACGUAAAACUACGUGCUCCACCUGUUGCUACCACUGAGUAGCGUUUCGAGUGUGAAGUUGUUUCUUUUCUUUUCCUCGAAGAAUCAAGAAUGGAUCGAUAAACAAACUCAAAGUAUAUGGAAAAUUUGG
This is a messenger RNA of Amoebophrya sp. A120, 9644 nucleotides long. The record is from the annotation of a GenBank genome assembly. Lineage: Eukaryota; Dinophyceae; Syndiniales; Amoebophryaceae.